AUCACAGUUUUGUUAAAAAGAAAAAUAGAAAAUUUAAUGUCAUAAACAAUUAGUCCUUAAACUAUUUGUUUUAACAAAAAAAAAAAAAAAAAACCGGGCAGAGAAGCUGACAUGUCUGCUGAGGUACAGCGAUAUAAUAACACAACGACGACACAGCAAACACAAUAGUUCUAGCGACGAUAAAAGACUAAGAAGUAACGUCGCUAAAAUACAAAUAUAAAUGAAAAGGUUAGUUUUGCCCCUUCAUUUUAAAACAACGGAGCCGCAAUCUUCCUUCUUUUGCACACUUUCUUCCCUCUCCUUCUCUCUCACGAAAAUGAGUCACGAUUCUUCUCGAUCAGCUAAUUCAGGCCAAAAAUCAAAGAGAAGCCUCAACAAUCUGAAUUCUACAAAUACAAGCAACAAGAAGAGCAAAAGUAGCAAACAGAAAACUCUAGGGAUGGCUUGGGGCUCCAAUUCUGUCUCCUCCUCUCGCUCCUCCUUUCGCAGCUCUCCUUUCUCCGAUUUCAGCAGUUAUAUGGUAGUAAAGAAUAGGAAACUUCAGAACCAGUUCAAUGCCGCGGCUUCGAAUUCUUCUAAUGGUGAUGGUUUGAUAUUUAAUGGAGUCUCAAUCUUUGUUGAUGGUUUUACAAGUCCUUCAAGCCAGGAACUACGAGGCUACAUGUUGAAGUACGGUGGGAGAUUUGAGAAUUACUUUUCUAGACACCGUGUUACACAUAUCAUUUGCAGUAACCUUCCUGAUAGCAAAAUCAAGAACCUGAGGUCUUUCAGUGGUGGGCUGCCAGUUGUCAGACCUGCAUGGAUUUUGGAUUCUGUUGCUGCUAACAAACUUUUGAGUUGGGUUCCUUACCAACUUGAGCAGCUUGCCAAUAACCAGCCAAAGUUGUCAGCAUUCUUUUGCAUGAAAAACAAAGCAGCUUCUGAGGAUGAUUUGAACAUUGAGGCUUUUCAAGUAAUGUUGGACCCGUCUUUGAAGGGUGGCACAUCGCAGGAUACUAACUUACCUGAAGUGAAUGAUCCUGUGAAAUAUGGAAAGCCAAUAGAUGGACAGUUUGAUUACCCUGAUUGUGAGAUUGAGGAAACAAGUAGCAGGAGUUCAAAAUCUUCAGAGCUGAGGAUUGAAGAACCAAGUAACACAGAAGGUGAAAACAACGUAUAUCAUGAACUUCAGUCUAGUCCCCGUGAUCACAGCAUUGAAAGCACACCAACUCCAGCAAUUGCUAGGCCUUCUAAUCCACGUCAUUCAACUCUUGAGGAUCCCAAUUUUGUGGAGAACUACUUUAAGAGUUCAAGGCUGCACUUUAUAGGGACUUGGAGAAAUCGGUACCGCAAGCGCUUUCCCCGUCUAUCCAGUGAUUUUAGGUGCAGAAGCUUGACUAUUGAUGCUUCUGAUAAUUCUCACAAGACGGUCAUCAUGCAUGUUGACAUGGACUGCUUUUUUGUCUCUGUAGUCAUCAGGAACCAUCCUGAGUUACAUGAUAAGCCAGUAGCUGUAUGCCAUUCCGACAACCCAAAAGGAACUGCUGAAAUUUCAUCUGCAAAUUAUCCUGCUCGAGCAUAUGGCAUUAAGGCUGGAAUUUUUGUUAGAGACGCUAAAGCUCUUUGUCCACAGCUUAUCAUUUUUCCAUACAAUUUUCAAGCUUACGAAGAGGUAGCUGAUCAGUUUUAUAAUGUCUUACACAAGCACUGCAACAAAGUACAGGCAGUAAGCUGUGACGAAGCCUUUCUAGAUAUCACAGAUUUUUCAGGAGGAGAUCCUGAGGUUUUAGCAUCAACAAUAAGAAAAGAAAUUUUUGAGACUACAGGCUGCACUGCAAGUGCUGGAAUAGCUAGGAAUAUGCUCUUGUCUCGCCUUGCCACUAGAACUGCUAAACCUGAUGGUCAAUGCUAUAUCCGACCAGAAAAGGUGGAUGAGUAUUUGAAUGAGCUUUCGAUUAAGACACUUCCGGGAAUAGGGCAUGUUUUAGAGGAGAAGCUGAAGAAGAAAAAUGUUCGAACUUGUGGACAGUUGCGCCUGAUUUCUAAGGAUUCUCUUCAUAAGGAUUUUGGCAAGAAAACUGGAGAAAUGCUUUGGAACUAUAGCAGAGGAAUAGAUAACCGGCUGGUUGGAGUGAUUCAGGAAAGCAAGUCUAUAGGUGCUGAAGUAAAUUGGGGUGUGAGGUUCAGGAAUUUGCAAGAUAGUCAGCAUUUCCUAUUAAACCUUUGCAAGGAGGUUUCACUACGCUUGCAGGGAUGUGGAGUGCAUGGUCGGACCUUUACCCUUAAGAUAAAGAAGAGAAGAAAAGAUGCUGGGGAGCCUACAAAGUAUAUGGGUUGCGGAGACUGUGAGAACCUGAGCCACUCAAUGACGGUUCCGGUUGCUACUGAUGACGUGGAUGUCCUUCAAAGAAUUGCGAAGCAGCUCUUUGGGUCUUUCAACUUAGAUGUGAAGGAGAUUCGUGGUGUUGGAUUGCAAGUAUCCAAGCUCGAAAAUGCUGACAUUUCUAGAGGGCUUGAAAGAAAUUCUUUAAGGUCAUGGCUCACCUCUGCCUCAACAAUGACAGAAGAACGGCAUAGUAUCAACAGCAUAUCCACUAGAAGAGCUGAUUCAGAUCCUGGGUUACAAAGCACCUCAGCUCCACCGCGCCUUUUUGAUCUUGAUAUGGGUGUUAUUGAGAGUCUUCCACCAGAACUUGUUUCAGAACUAAAUGAUAUUUAUGGAGGGAAGUUAGUAGAUUUCAUUGCUCAAAAUAAAGGCAAAAGCGAAAAUGGCAGGGGUUCUUCAUCCAUUCCUUCUCAUGGACAAGAAGAAGGUGCGAAAGGUUAUGAUGAGGGACCUCUUGCAUCCAACUUUAUUCCCCCAAAAACGAUAUUGGUGGAAAACAAGGAACAGCAGCAUACGGCUGAGGAAAUACUGUUAGCAGCACCUAGUUCUGGUUUUAGUUCUAAUGAUGGGUCCACUCAUACACUGGGCCUUGGAAACACUGAUUUAAUGCCUUCAUCUCUAAGUCAGGUUGAUACCUCAGUGUUACAACAAUUGCCUGACGAAUUGAAAGCUGACAUUCUUGGACUGCUGCCUGCACACAGGAGACUAGAGUUAACUUCAAAUUCAUCCAUGGUUCCUCUUACAAAAAAUCCUCAAGAAUUAUUAGGGAUCACUGAGAAUCAAACUAUGCCUGUUGCCUCUGUUCUGAAUAAUGAUCUAUGGAUAGGAAAUCCCCCACGGUGGGUUGACAAGUUCAAAGUUAGCAAUUGCUUGAUUCUAAACAGUUUAGCUGAGAUGUAUGACAAAUUGGGUUCAGCUGACAAUUUAUCUUCUGUUCUGCAAAGUACAAUUUCUGAAUCUAUAAAUCAUCCAAUUGAAAAUGAUGAUAGUUGGGAUGAUGAAGCUGCUUAUUGUUUCUGUGAACUUCUCAAGCAGUAUAUUAACCUAAAGAUAGAAUUUGAUAUCGAAGAGAUUUACGUUUGUUUCCGUCUCCUUAGAAGGUUUGUUUCAAUGAAUAACUUAAUUAAAGCUUCAUUGCUGCCUCAGGUUUACAAAAAUUUCAAAAUUCUUCUUGCAAGUGUACAAUAUUGUCAUUCCAUACCUUCAGUCAUCUGUUGGAGAACAUUAUGGAGGAAGCUUGCUUAUUUAGUGCUUCUGUUGAUGAUUGCCUUGCACAUUGACAUUUCCUGCCAAGUUCCACUCACUAUUCAUGGGAAGAGUUAUCAUCAAGUGAUUACUUUAGCUGUCUCAGUUGGGCUUUGCAAUGAUUGCCAGUCAAAAGUUCCAGACUGGAAUGAACUUCUUGAUCCUCGUCAUGUUUCAGAAUGGAGAUGAAGCUCAGUGCUUCAGGUUGACGUGGCCCGUAAAUGAUCUUUUAGGUGAUUUCCUCGGUGAGUCAUUUUCCAACUCUAGGAUAUUACCGAUAUAUGAGUUAGCAAUGUCUUUACAUGCAUGCGUGCAAAUAUAACCAAAUGCAUAUGAAGAAUUCCAUGGGUCUUGUAAUGUACUCGCUUUCAUCUCUCUAUCUCUGUUUUACUGAAUUGCAGUUACAUGGAACUUGAAGAAACACAUUGCAGCUAAACCUCUUGGAAAGAGAUACUGGUGUCUCUUUCCUAGAUCCACACUUCAUAUAGAAAGCUCUAGCUUUGUUAAAUAAACAUGAUGAUUAAUUAUGUGCUAGAGUUUUAAAAUUAUAUAUUUAUGCAAGUAUGGCCAGGAAUGACAUGGGUGUUAAGAUGCCUUGCAGAUCUCAGAUAAGCAUCGCAGUUCCCUCCGGUUUGAGUUGGUUCAAUGGGCAAUACCUCGGAAAGGUCUCACUUGGAAGCUCCAGUAGGUGACUUAAUAAAUACAUGUGUUGGAAGGAUCAACAUAAGUUUCUCAGCUGAUUUACAUGCAUCACCAAUGCUGCCACCUUGGCAAUUUGGUGCACGGUUUUUAAUUUUUUUAUGUAGCUAAUCACAGUACACCUCUUAGUAAGUUGUUUAUGGUAAAUGAAACAAAUCCUGAUCUUCUUAAUACUAAUACGUCCUUUUGCUAAUGUAGUCAUUAACCUUGUGCAUUGAUUAUUAUUAUUCAAUCAGGAAGCUACAGAUCGUUCGGAGCAUAUAGGCCGAUUUUCCUUUGAUUCGUGAGGUCUACAUCUACAUCGCCUCCAUCAACAGAAUUUAAUAAAAAGAAGGGUCCGGUCUAUUAUAAUGUAAUACCGGAGUUUCAGCAACAGGUAUAAAGUAGAUUAGAGAAUAAGAAUAAGAUGGAAUUUAGCUGAAUUUGAACUUUUCAAGUUUUUUUUCUUUCUUAUUACUUUUAGCUGUAAAGUGGUGCUUGACUUUGUCAAUUGCCAUGUCCAUUCUCUGGCAUGAUUUUCGCUUGUAUAAGGAGAAGAUUUAUGGUCUGAACUUAAAUUGUAUUGAGUUGCUUUGUUGCAAUUUGGACCAUGGACUCAAGAGAGUCAGCUGCAGUUGGCAACAACACUGAAUUGUAUAAGAAACAUUUCCCACCAUUAAACUGCAACUCUUGAAUUA
Ricinus communis (castor bean) is the source of this 4986-nucleotide messenger RNA. RefSeq names its product DNA repair protein REV1. NCBI's taxonomy places the organism in Eukaryota, Viridiplantae, Streptophyta, Magnoliopsida, Malpighiales, Euphorbiaceae. Gene Ontology annotation, molecular function: DNA-directed DNA polymerase activity; damaged DNA binding; deoxycytidyl transferase activity. Gene Ontology annotation, biological process: error-prone translesion synthesis; error-free translesion synthesis. The transcript has 27 exons. The record is from RefSeq and is a predicted model, not a curated record. The coding region runs from base 221 to 3799 and encodes 1192 amino acids. Gene Ontology annotation, cellular component: nucleus.